Molecule: messenger RNA, 1591 nt
Organism: Phalacrocorax carbo (great cormorant)
Lineage: Eukaryota; Metazoa; Chordata; Aves; Suliformes; Phalacrocoracidae
Source: RefSeq, a predicted model, not a curated record
GCUGUGCCGCGCCUGCGCGGCGGGGGAGGUCGUGGUGGCCACCCCUGGGAGGGAGCGCCUGUCCCGGUGCGGGUCGCGGCGGCGGCCCCCCGGCGACAAGUAACUACCCGCCGCUCCCGUAGCGGCGGCUGUCACCGGGAGGGGGCGGGGCCUGCCACCGGGAGGGGGCGGGGCCUGCCACCGGGAGGGGGCGGGGCCUCCUGGCUUAAGCCCCGCCCGCCGGCAGGACCCGGACCUGCCCCGGCGUUCGUGCUGCGCCCGCAGGGUCCUCGCUAAGAUGGUGGCUCCCUCCUUGCUGGGCUGCGGCCGAGCAGCGACCCGUCAGGUGUUGCAGCUGGAGGCCCGGGGGCUGCGAGGGGCGGCCCCCUCCGCGGCGCUCUGCAGCAGGCCGGUGGGCUCCGGGAUGGCGACGCCGCCUACGAUAUCUGCAAACAAAGGUGAGAGCAUAUCUAGUACUAAACUUGAGGAAGCUUCAAAACCUUCUGCUGAAGACAUGAGGAUGUUCAUGGCAAGAAAAACUGUGGUUGCAUUUCCUCAGCGAGCAGUUGUUUCCUCCCUUGAGGAGGAAAACCUCGCUACACCUGCAACAGAAGGAGGCUUGAGGAAAGAGUUAGUUGAGGAAGAAGCUUCAUCUUCAUCCAGCUCGGAUUCAGAUUCUAGCUCAGAUUCUGAGGAAGAAAAUGAUGAUGAUUCAGAAGUUGCCAUUAAAACCAAAGUUGAGUUUCCCACACGAGAUUCCAUCUCUUCUGAGAACAUAGCGGUAAAGGCAUCAAUGCUGGCAAAAGAGAACUUGUCCCAGAAAUCCCAGAAAGAAUAUGUAGCUAAGAAGAAACCAUGCAAAACAGAAACUGAUGUGUCUCCUAUCAAGCAGGUUGCAUUUUCUAAAACAUCAGUCAGCCAUGAAACAUCAAAAUCCAAAGCAAGAGACCCCAAAGUAAAGUCAACUCCUAAAGAAGCAGAUCGGCAGAAGCUGGGCUUAGAACCGCAGGUGUCUGAAAGCAGACACCUGACCGGUGUUGCUCAUAAAUCUGAUUAUUUGGAGGAAAAGUCCAUUGGAACCCAAGUAGCAGCUCUUCGGCUGAAAGCUUCAUCAGGGACUCAGGAAGACAGAAAGCAAAAACUGAUAUCCAGAGAAGAAGAAAAAAAGGUGAAGCGGGCACAGGAAUCAGAAGCAGAAGAAGUAACUGCUCCUAAACUGAAAGAAGAGACUUCUGAAAGCUCGAUGUUGGUGAUGGGCACUACAGCAAAGGAGGAGACCGUUCAGGAAGCAGGAGGCCAGGCUGGAGAAAGAAGCAGCACAGUAGAGGAGACCACAGCAGCUGCUGAGCCUGCUCCAGAAGAAUUCGAUAAUUCUACCUACAAGAACCUUCAGCAUCAUGAAUAUAACAUCUAUACCUUUGUUGAUUCUGUGGUGGUUCUCUCAAAAUUCAGGCAGCCUCAGCCGUCUUCUGGAAGACCAUCACCAAGGCACUGAAAGAACCACAUUUAAAACAAAUGCCCAGGAAGAAUGAUAAAUUGUUCUAUUUAGCACUGUUGCUUCCUCUGUAUUACAAAUCAGUUAAAAAAGAAUAAAUAAAUGCAUGAUAACUUA